This is a messenger RNA of Dreissena polymorpha, 4538 nucleotides long. RefSeq lists its product as uncharacterized. The coding region runs from base 103 to 1914 and encodes 603 amino acids. Gene Ontology annotation, molecular function: zinc ion binding. The transcript is spliced from 3 exons. Lineage: Eukaryota; Metazoa; Mollusca; Bivalvia; Myida; Dreissenidae. The record is from RefSeq and is a predicted model, not a curated record.
UCAUGUGAGUAGACAGCAUGUGGUGAUGAUGUGAUGAUGGUUCAAAGAGCAUUUUUAAUAUAUAGAUCAAUUCAUAUUUCAACGUCACACUAAGUUAAAGAAAUGGCUUCCAACUUUGACAGUUCCAUUCAUGGAGGAUCAGAUUUAUUCUUUGACUUUUCUUGCCUUGCCUGUCAGGAAAAUGACAGAAAUACAGAGGCUGAAUUUUACUGUGAGGAGUGUUCCAAGUUAUUCUGUGGGACAUGUGUGAAGCUCCAUGACACACUUUUUAAGAAGCAUGCAACUUUGGGAAAGGGUAACAUCAACCAGUGGCCAGAUACUAAUGUGGAUGCACUAGAGCAAUGUCAGGAGCAUAAGAAACAACAACUGACAGGAUUCUGUGAGGACCACAAUCAGCUGAUAUGUCAUGUCUGCCAUAUCUACAAUCAUCAGACUUGCAGUCAUGUGGUUCUCAUAGCUGACAAAGUGAAAGAUCUUCACCAGCAAGGAGACUUUAAGAAGUUGUCAGCAACUCUGGAUACAUUAAAUGUGCAGUUGAUUCAGAAUAAAGAUGACUUUGAGGAAAGUAUGAAGUCCCUUGAACAAUCCUACAAUACAAUUCUGGACAAAAUCAAUGCUUUACGCCAAAACAUCAAUGCCUCGUUGGAUGAACUUGAGAAAAAUACUAUUAAGGAGUUGGACACACUACUGGCAACCAUGAAGAUGUCAAUUGAAACAGACAUUGAAAAAUGCACAGAGUCCAUUAAGCAUAUGACAUGUGUACAAGAAGAUUGGCUGAGAAUAAAAGACAAAAGUGAAGCAGUGAAUUUUAUCAUGUAUACGAAAUGCCUUGACCAGUCCCUCAAGACUAAAACAGUUUUACAAGAAAUGACAACAACGAAUGAGAGGACAUUUACCUUUAAUCCUAAUACAACCAUCCAACAAACCCUGUCAAUGCUCACUGGAUUGGGACAAAUAGUCAACAAAAUGAAACACACACAAACUGCUAAAAUCAUUGCACAAAACACAGAGACCAGACAAGAAAAGCCUAAUCCAUGCAGCACAGUUGCCAUUAAACAUUGCCAAACAAGGGAUGUGACCAAACCAUCAGUGAGAUGUGAUCCCAACCAAGUCAUCAGGGUGGAGAGUAACAGUAUUAAAAUGUAUUUAGUCAAAGUAAAGACCGACAAAAAAACAAGCGUUAUAUCUGGUAUCUGUGGGACAGCCACUGGAGAACUCCUCAUCACAGACUAUGAUAACAACAGUGUAAAGCUCCUGAAUCAGACCUACAAGGUGGUGGACGUCUGUCACUUGCCUGAUAAACCAUGCUCCAUGUGCAGCAUUGACUCCAGUCUGGUGGCUGUUACUCUGGAGAACUGGGAGGUCCAUUUCAUCAGAGUGACCAAUGAUCAGCUGGUAAAGGACAGGAUAUUGAAACUCCAACAUGAGUGCUAUGGCAUUGCCUAUCACCAGAGUAACCUGUACAUUACAGAUAGUAGUGCUCUGUAUCGCUAUACUGUGGAUGGAAGACUGGUGAGCAAGAUGUAUAAAGGUACAGGUGAAUAUUCAGUUAUGGCCUGUGCAGUGAGUCCAGAUGGAGAAAGGAUAUAUGUGGCCAACAAUAUCAGGAAUCAGCUGGUCACACUGUCCAGAGAUGGCACAGUAAUCUCCACAUUCACUGAUCCUUUACUGGACUGGGGAUUGUUUGAUGUCCGACCUGGCCUCCAUGUGACAGACUCAGGACAAGUUCUGGUUUGCGGAGGCUUGUCCAACAAAAUCAUCCAGGUGGACAGGGACGGGCGACAGAGACUGGCAGAAGUGAUCAUACAGACGAAUGGUGUGUUUCAUCCCCGAUGUGUCUACUACAGUAAGCUCACAGGAACAAUCAUUGUGGGAAUCCAUUAUGAAAGCAUUAUGGUGUUUAAGGCACAGUGACUGUUGGAGUAGGAUGAUGAUCAGUUAUUACAAUUUAUAUUAUUAUCCAUACAGUUGCCAUUUAAAACAGUUGUACAGGUUUGUAUACACUACAUAUAAGACACAGUGACUGCUGUAAUAAGACAAUAUUUUCCUUUAUAAAUCUAGUACAAAUUUCCCAUGAAAACAGUCUUUAACAUUCUGAUAUCACUAUACAAUUACAAUUGAGAUGUGCUCACAUAUUAUGUGCAAAAAAUUACUAAUUAAAUCUAAAAAAAAUAUAUUUGAAAAGAUUGUACCAACAUUUCAGAAUAGCCUUUUAAAUUAUAUUGUUUGAGGUAUUAUUGUCCCCUAAAGGUUUCACCAGAGGGGACUUAUGGUUUGCGCUCCAUCAUCAGUCUGUCUGUCAGUCUGUCCGUCACACUUUUCUGGAUCCUGCGAUAACUUUACAAGUUCUUAAUAUUUUUUCAUGAAACUUGAAACAUUGAUAGAUGGCAAUAUGGACAUUAUGCCCGUCAUUUCAUUUUGUUCCUACGUCAAAAAUUCUGGUUGCUAUGGAAACAAAUAGACUAGAAAUACUGCUGAAAAUGGUGGUUUUCUGGAUCCUGUGAUAACUUUAAAAGGUCUUCGUAUUUUUUCAUGAAACUUAAAACAUGGAUAGAUGGCAAUAUGGACAUUAUGCACGUCAUUUCAUUUUGUUCCUACGUCAAAAAUUCUGGUUGCUAUGGCAACAAAUAUAUAAAAAAAAUAAAAAAUUCUGACAAUGGUGGAAUUUCUGACAAUGGUGGAGCCUGUAGGGGACCAUAUUGCUUGGCAAUAUCUUGUUGCGAAUAAAUAUUAUUAUUUCAAUGUUGAUAAUGUGCAUGUUAAUUGCUGAUAAAUAUUGUCUGAGUCAGUGUGUCCAGUAUUGUUCAAAUGUACAUUUGUGUAAGUAUGAUAUCUAACAAUUAUCAUUUUCCAAAUGACAAAUAAAAUAAAAACAAUAUAAAACUGUGCUUAAGAUACUAUUUGAAAUAAAAUAAAAUUUUAAAGCCAUAUUAAAAGUUUUGAACCCAAUAGAAGGCCGGAUCUUGAAUCCAAGAUCACCUGUAUAUCAGAGUCUUCAAACAUAAAUAGCCAUAGAUAUCCAAAUUGCCAACUUAAAUUUAAGAGUUAUGAAGUGUUAAACUACAUAUAGUUUCACCGUUCCUAUAUGUAGAAAAUCAGCAUGAACUUAAUGAGCAGUAGUUUUUGUAGUUUGUGGAAACUCAAAUGUUUUAAAAAUCGGAUGCCACAUUUUCAUGGACACUUCUUUAACUGAUCGUUUAGUGACAAUGGCUUUUCUAAUCCCAAUUUUUGACACUUUUAAACAGAUAUAAUUCACUACUUUUAGUGAACCAGAAAUCCAAAAUUUGAAGUUGAAUACUGUUAUAGUAAGCAGGCAAUCAAUAACAAUUUCUGCAGUAAUAAAUAAAAGACGAAUUGCUGAACAUUUUCUUUAUACAGUAAAAAUGAAGUCAUAAGUCGAGAUUUUUUUCUUUUAAAAUUUGAUUAAAUUUACAGUCUCAACUUAUGAGGUCGUCCAUAAAAAAAUAAUGAUGACAUUCUACUAAGAUCGAUCCCCGCGGAAAUGGUUAAAGUUGUUGUUGUUGUUGUAUAGAAAACUUGUUGAAAUACGACACACAAAAUUUCCUCUUUUAACUGAUACUUACCAAUUAAUAUUACCACAGUUUGCCGCAACAUUUCCCUUGUUUUUAUUUUCAUAAUUUAAUCCAAAGUUUUCAUGUAAGCAGGUUUUUUUUUACGACUGAACGUGUAAACAAAAGAUCGAGUCAUUUUUAAAGUAGAGCGAGAAUUGGCAACCUGUGUGAAUUGACAGUUUGACGUCAUCAAAGGAAAGCCGCUUCCUGUCAAGAAGCCAUAAAGCAUCACCCUUCUCGCCGAUAAAAUAAAAUUUCUUUAAUUUGUGAAGCGACAUGUUUAACCAAUCGUGAGUUUGUUAUUCACUGGUUAUCGUCCAAUUAUGUUUGAGCACGUGCAUAGCUCCGCCUUUGAAACUGUUAUGUAGAACAAAGGUGGAGUUAGCGGUCUAUUGGUUAUGUCAUUCAUUGUCAUAAAAACGUGUUUACCGAGGAACUAAUCGAUUGUUUUGAUAGUCAGAUUAAAAGAUCAAAGAUUUGAUUACAGUGAUCACAGUGUGUCAUCGGAUAUAAAGUUUGUGGAUUAUUACUAGCGUGGACAAUUUAGUGCAAACUUUAUAAUAAUAAUUUAAUAAUAAUAAUACAUUUGAUUUGUGAAAAUGCCUCGAAAACGCCAACGCGAUGCGUAUGACAAUACGUUUAAAAUACGUGUGAUAGAAUUUGCAGAGCAACCAAUUAAUAAUAGUGCUGUUGAAUGCAAGUUAGGUGUUUCGUAUGUCGUUGAUGUGUAAAUUUCGAUGUACAUGUAUAUAAGUUCUGGUUUCCUAUGUUGUCUUUGUUUUUAUGUGGUUCAUUAUGAUUUGCUUGUCUAUAUUUUCAUAGAUUAUUUUCGAUUUCCUAAAUAUAUAUCGUAUUGAUUAUAUUAAACAAAGUACAUAAUACAUGUGUCCGCUAUGUCUACGUCGCACAGUGCUAUAUUGACGUUAUGGUCUAUGUAUAGAAUAAAAACUUCCCGUACAUUUAAAA